AUGGCACCGUAUCUUGAUCUGGGUUUAUCACAAUCAGGGCGAGAUUCUUCGCCUCCCACGGCGAAUGGCCAUGAUAACAGCAAAUCACCUGAUAUUGCUAUCGUCGGGUAUUCUUUCGAGUUCCCUGAGGCAGACACUGAUGAUGCCCUCUGGGACAUUAUGUUAUCUGGGCGAACAACCGCCUCCGAGUUCCCCGCAGAAAGACUUUCAGCUCGGAACUAUCGUGGCAUCGAUGAAUCUGAAAAAGGAACUGUUUACCCCCGGCGGGCUGCGUUCUUGAAAAGAGACCUUGGUGCUUUCGAUGCCAAUUUCUUUGGUAUGACUGCAGAAGAAGCAUCGGCAGCAGAUCCUCAGCAGCGCAUACUCCUUGAGACUACUUAUAAGGCGCUUGAAAGUGCGGGAAUGCCUAUGGAGAGAGUCAGCGGUUCUAGGGCUUCUGUGCACGUCGGAGCCUUUGGUAUGGACUACUUGUUAGCCACGGGGAAAGAUCCUCAACGUGGUCCUAAGUAUGCAUCGACGGGGAUGGCGCUCAGCAUGCUAUCCAAUAGGAUCAGUACAUUCUUCAACCUUACCGGCCCUAGUGUUACACUCGAUACAGCGUGCUCGAGUAGUCUGGUCGCCUUUGACCUAGCCUGCCGCUCCAUCAAGCAAGGUGAAUCUAGCAUGGGGAUCGUUGCUGGCUGUAGCAUGCUGCUUACGCCGGAUUAUUUCCUUAGCUUGUCGAACCUUGGCUUGCUAGGGCCAGAUGGGCUUUGCCGCUCGUUUGAUAGCAAAGGUAACGGCUACGGUCGCGGAGAGGGUUUCGGAGUCGUUAUACUCAAGCCUCUGGAUGAUGCUAUCCGGGACGGUGAUACUAUCCGUGCCGUAGUUAGGGCGACUGAAACCAACCAAAAUGGGCGUACAAGCCUGGCACAACCAGACGAAAACGCACAAUUGCAGCUCAUUAAGGAUACGUAUCGGCAUGCACGUCUUGAUAUCUCCCGUACGCGUUACCUCGAGGCACACGGUACAGGGACGGUCGUCGGCGACCCUAUUGAAGCAAUGGCAGUUGGAAGUGCUUUUGGUCCUAGCCGAAAGGCCGCCGAUCCCCUCAUUAUGGGGGCCAUAAAGGCAAAUAUUGGACAUCUCGAAGGUGCCUCAGGGAUUGCGGGAAUAAUCAAAACCAUCUUGGUUUUGGAAGCAGGAAUCAUUCCUCCGAUCGCAGGCCUCCAGGACUUGAAUAGCUCGAUCGACAGUGAAUUCCUGAAACUGAAGUUCCCUCAAACUGCUCAAGCCUGGCCAUGUGGUGGGUUGCGACGAGCAUCGGUUAACUCCUUUGGCUUUGGGGGAACUAAUGCCCACGUAAUUCUUGAUGAUGCCUUCCAUUACCUCCAAGAGCACAAGCGGAGCGGGAAACAUCGCACUGAACCUGUACCUCGGCGUCUUUUGUCAUUAGAAGACGGCGCUAAUUUGGAAUGGGGUUCAAUGAACGGUUCAGCUGAGGAUAACACUGCUGUCAUACCAGCGCCUACGAGACCAAGGCUUUUCGUGUGGUCAGCGAACAACGAGAACUCCAUAUCUCAAAUGAGAACGCUCUGGCAAGAAUACCUAACGCAAUUAGGUUCACAGGAGAGUGUAGUGGCCGACCAGUAUCUCGAUGAUCUGGCGCAUACACUCUUCCGUAAGCGAAGCCUUCAUAACUGGAGGAUCGCUGCUGUGGCAGAUUCUGUGUCCAGCCUUGCCCAGAAGCUGCUUGAUUCCGAACCGCCUACAAAAACAAAACGAAAUCCCCAUCUGGGGUUUGUUUUUACGGGACAGGGCGCGCAGUGGGCCGGGAUGGGCAAGGAGCUCAUCAUGUUCCCGACCUUCCAGGAAAAUAUUUUGGAAGCCGGAAUAUAUCUGAAAAGUCUGGGAUGUAAAUGGGAUGUCAGUAGUGUGCUCUUUGGCGACGACAUAAACCGGGCGAGGAUUGACGAGCCUCAAUUCGCGCAACCACUCUGUACUAUUAUCCAGGUUGCGCUUGUUAAUCUCUUGAGGGUCUUUCGUAUCAAUCCCUCUGUCGUAGUAGGCCACUCCAGUGGGGAGAUUGCCGCCGCGUACGCAAUUGGCGCCAUCAGUCGGCAGUCAGCCUGGAAGCUAGCGUAUUAUCGUGGACUCCUCUCGAGCGAUAUGGCGGCAUCUUCGGAUUUUCUGCCCCGUGGUUCCAUGAUGGCCGUUGGUGCAUCUGAAACUUCACUUUCCUCAUAUAUAAAAGAGACAGUGUGUAUUUCAGAUCGCGGCACCUUGGUUGUGGCUUGCGUGAACAGCCCACAGAAUGUCACGCUUUCGGGUGACGCAGAUCUUAUUCAAUCUCUUCAAGCUCGAUUGGAGCGGGAGGAUAUAUUCAGUAGGAAGCUCAAAAUUCCCGUCGCUUAUCAUAGCCCCCAUAUGCACCAUAUCGCGCAGUCAUACCGAUCGUUAAUCGGCACGCUCGACUCUGGAGAUUCACCCUGCUAUACUAGCAUGGUAUCAUCAGUAACCGGUGACAAAAUCUCCAAAUCCGAACUUCAAAACAGCGAUUAUUGGGUGAGAAAUCUGGUUUCUAAAGUACGAUUUUCGGAUGCGAUUACCGUUAUAUGCCGCAACUCAGUUACGAAAACCAGAAACAAACUUGAUAUGAGCCAUCGUGACGUUCUCCCAAUCUCCGACCUCAUCGAGAUUGGUCCACAUUCAGCAUUGCGGGGACCAAUUCGAGAAACGAUCGCUAAUUGCGGGAUACCAGGAAUUGAAUUGUCGUACAUCGCCUCCAUGGUGCGCGGCAAGUCGUCUAUGAUAUCUUUGCUAAAUGCCGUAGGAAACCUGCACUGCCACGGGUUUGACGUCGACCUAGAUAAGAUCAAUAGUCUUCACGAAGAGUCUCAGAUUCCGCGAAUAUCGCUUCCGACUCUACCAAAAUACCCCUUCGACCAUUCAAAAUCAUAUUGGAGUGAACCUCCCGUUAGCAAGCACAUGCGAUUUCCACCCUACCCAUAUACCGAGUUUUUGGGGGCGCCAGUACCUGACUGGAACCCUCUAGAGCCACGCUGGCGUAAUAACUUGAAGAUUUCCUCAAUUGGGUGGUUAGAAGACCAUAAGAUUAAUGGGGACACCCUAUUUCCAGGGGCUGGCAUGCUCGUUAUGGCGAUUGAAGCCGUUACUCGGAUUACUACCGGGGGCGAAAUCGUUGCGUACGAAAUCAGGGACACUGCCUUCAUCUCCGCGUUGUCAAUCCCGUCGGACGAAGCUGGCGUAGAUGUCCAGUUCUGUCUCAAGCCAUCCCAAGACACAGCUGCCAAGGGAGGUUCUUGGGCGACAUUCUCACUUUUCAAGGUAUACAACGACAGCUUCACUGAAAUUUGCCGAGGCUCGAUAAAAGCCAUCCUCAAAAAUCAGAUUGAGCAAGAUCUGGAAGGAGAAGACGAUAAUCAAACAAGAUACGUCGAGAGUCUGAUAUCGUCGGUCGAUGCUUCGCGUUCAAUCAACAUGCAGGCCACAGAAUUCUAUACAAAGCUAAGCGACCGCGGGGCUUAUUACGGCCCGGCAUUCCAGCGCGUUGACAGUAUAUGGGGUAAUGAUGAGGGCCUCGCAGCCGGAAACAUCUCAGUAUACACCCCAGAGAUGUUGCUAGCAGGAGGUCCCUUGGUCAUUCACCCUUCCACUCUUGAUGCCUUAUUUCAGAUGACUUCUGCGUUAGCACUUGGACGAAGUGAUAACUCCAACUCAACAUGGGUUCCUUCCUAUGUUUCCAGGAUGAAGAUUGAAAGUUCAGGUCUUUGCGGAGCAUCGGAAGGGGAAACCCUCAAAGCGUAUUCAUCGACUGAGGUCAGAGGUUCUCGAUCAACCAUAUCGUCCCUGAUACACGCAGAAGGAAUAGAAUGUCGCAUCGUUUCGGACGAAGCGCAAAUUGAAACUUCGGCGACGGCAGCAUCGAACGUGAGGAGGCUCUGUUACGAUCUUCAUUGGAUGCCAGACCUUUCCUUGCUUGAUAACAGGCAAAUAGCAGCAUAUGCCCAUGAGCUUCCAUCCACAAAUCCCGACCCAACCGAUUUUCUUCGUACAGCAGUGAGAACAGUUUCGCCGGACGAGCUCCCCGUGGAACCAGCCCAUAUACAGAGACAGUACGAAUGGUUGUGUAUGCAACUUGAUGUAGCUGAAGAACGGCUGCCGGCGGGGCUCCCCCAGGACUGGAUGAAGUUUACUCGUGACGCGGCCUAUCAGAAGUUGUGUGAUGAUCUCGAAGCCACGGGUAGACUUGGUCAGAUCUACGUCCAAUUUGGCAAACAUGUUGCGGACAUAUUACGUGGCGAUGCGGACCCAUUGGAAAUACUCGCUCAGGAUGACAUGCUGAAAGAUUAUUACGAGCUCUUCCAGCGAGAUGCGAAAUUCUUUAAGCCUGUCCAGAGAUAUUUAGACGCGCUAGCACACAAGAACCCGGCCAUGAAGAUGUUAGAGGUCGGCGCGGGUACCGGAGCCACAACCAAGUAUGUCUUAGAAACAUUGACUCGGGAAUCGUCUCAUGGAGUCUUCUGUCGGUUUUCGCAGUACGACUUUACCGAUAUCUCGCCAUCAUUCUUAGAAAAGGCUUCAGAUGACUUCGUAGGGCUACCAAAGAUGAAAUUCCGAGUGUUUGAUGCCGAGAAGGACACAAGCAGCCAGGGUUACGAAGAAGGUUCUUACGAUGUAGUAAUAGCUUCGAACGUCCUUCACGCUACGGCGUCGCUCAAAAACACAUUGGAAAAUAUUCGAAAGUUACUGCGAGAGGACGGGAAACUGAUCAUAAUCGAGAUUACGGAUCCAAUGUCCAUAAUUGCCCAUUCGAUUUUUGGAUAUCUCCCUGGGUGGUGGCGGAGCACGGAACCUUGGAGACAGAAAGGACCUAUAAGUAGUCUUACCCAAUGGAAGCGAGAGCUCAGAGACACUGGAUUUACCGGAAUAGAUUGGACCUCUGACGACUUUGAGCUGGAGGAGAACCACUUCACGACCUUGAUCGUGUCAUCCAAGGCGAAGGAUCCAGAGUUACCGGAGAAUGGCACUUCUAUCCAUAAUAAAACCGUGAGAAUAGUUACAGACUGGUCUGAGCCAUCCCGCUCCGGCCUAUCAGAUUUGGCAGCUUCGCGACUCAAGGAACUCGGUGUCCUUGAUUUACACGAAGACAGCUUCUGCAAACUUGCCACACAGGAUGGGAUUGAGGAUGACCUUAUCCUGGUCAUUCAAGAGGGCGAUAAGCUUUCACUGGAACACAUGGACUCCCAACAGUACGAGUGGCUACACUCAACUCUAUGCCGCGCCAACGCAGUUAUGUGGCUUGCAGAUAUAUCGAGCGCAGAAGAAACCUUGAGGGCAAGCCUUGUACAGGGAUUUGCCCGAGCCCUACGAGAAGAGCGGGUGGGUCUUAUUCUAACUGUAGUCACUUUCGAUACUUCUUGUCUAGUCAACCUAGCAGAAAGCCUGGAUAGGUCCUUGGAAGGAUGGUUCGAGUCUAUACAAUCCGAUACUUAUGAGCCGGAGCUGGCCCAGGUCGGUCAAAGAUUGCAAAUUCCUCGGGUCUACGAGUAUGAUGAGUUAAACCGGAAGAUUUUCGAAUUCACAUCAGAUUUCAUCGAGCGGCCGAUACGAUUCAGAGAGCGGAACCUCAAACUUAAGGUGCGCCAGGCCGGAUUACUGGAGACUCUUUACUUCGAAGAGACCCCACCACGAGCGCCGCUCGGACCGGGGGAGAUCGAAGUUGAGGUGAAAGCAGUCGGCGUAAAUUUCAAAGACUGUCUAGUGGCACUUGGUCGCGUUUUUGAGAGUUCAAUCGGCGGCGAAUGUGCGGGAAUUAUUGUCGAUGUAGGUCCAGGAUGCCAGCUCAAGGUCCACGAUCGCGUAUUCCUAUUUGGCCGAGAUUCGUUCCAAGGACGGGUGAGAAGCUCGGAGAAACUAGCUGCUAAAAUCCCGGACGAUAUGUCGUACGUUGAUGCCAGCGUGUUGCCAACCAACUUCGUUACGGCGUACCAUUCUCUAAUUACCAUGGCGCGGCUUAUGCCUGGAGAGUCGGUUUUGAUACACUCGGGCGCAGGAGGUACGGGUCAGGCAGCCAUCCAAAUAGCCAAAAGCUGCGGUGCGAAAAUAUUCACCACGGUUGGAUCAACAAGUAAAAAGGACUUGUUGGUCGAGCUUUACGAUAUCCCGCCGCAAAAUAUCCUUAACAGUCGGGAUCUCUCCUUCGCCGACGGAAUUAAGCGCCUCACUAAUGGUAUAGGUGUCGAUGUGGUCCUCAACUCUCUAGCUGGCGACGCUCUGAUCGCUUCGUGGGAGUGCGUUGCCGCACACGGCCGAUUCAUCGAGAUCGGGAAAUGGGACAUAUUUUCGCACAACAAGUUACCCAUGUUCCAAUUCGCGAAUAAUGUGUCGUUCAGCGCCGUAGAUGUUGGUACGCUAGGCCAGCAGAAACCCGAGCUAAUCGAGCGGACGAUGAACGCCAUCGUAGACCUUGUUAGAGAGAAGGCAAUUCAUCUACCCUUCCCGCUAAAAACAUUCCGCAUCUCCGAGGUCGAAUUGGCUUUCAGGUACCUCCAAAGCGGAUCGAACGCCGGAAAGGUAGCGAUUGAGGUCGACCCAGAUGAAAUUGUGCCGGCUUUCAUUAACCCGCGGCCCGAUUGGACUUUCAGUCCAGAUGAAACGUUCGUUAUUGCUGGUGGCCUCGGAGGUCAGGGCCGAAGCAUCGCGAGGUGGAUGGCUUCGAAAGGGGCCAAGAACUUAGUUAUACUUUCUCGAUCCGGAGCGCAGGCCGAUACGGCAAUAUCGUUAGUGGACGAUCUGCGAAGCAAGGGCGUAAAUGUGUGCUGCUCUCCUUGCAAUAUCGCCGAUGCCUCUUCCCUACGAGCAGUACUAGAGCAUUGCAAAUCAAAUAUGCCCCCAAUUAAAGGCUGCAUCCAAGCUGCGAUGGAUGUCCAGGAUUCGUUGUUCGAGAGAAUGAGCCAUAGUCAAUGGCAUGCGUCGCUCCAACCUAAAGUGCCAGGGACGUGGAAUUUGCACCAGCAAUUGCCGAGGAACCUUGACUUCUUCAUUAUGUUCUCGUCAGUGGCUGGCAUCAUCGGCGCAACAGGGCAGUCUAAUUACGCAGCUGGUAACGUGUUCCAGGAUGAACUCGCCAAGUUCCGACUUGCACGGGGCGAGGCAGCGAUAUCAUUGGACCUGAGCACGCUCGUCGAUGACGGGUGGGCUUCAGAGAAUAAGGAAUGGUUAAAGCAGUAUGUCAACAUCAAGCAAUUGAUGCUAAUGUACCGCCCUGAGGUGUAUGCGUUGCUAGACCAGUAUUGCAACAGAGACAAUGUUAUCGUUAAUGGGGAGCAGCGCUCGCAAGUGGUCAUAGGACUCGAGAUUCCUGCCGAGGUGGUUGCCCGUGGUAUAGAGUGGGCUGACUGGAUGAAGGACCCAAUGUUCGCUAAUCUUCACCAACUACCAGUAUCGGUCAAUGCGCAGCAGGGCGACAGUAAGCCGGGCGAUGGCGGUCCAGAUCUAGUCACGCAGGUCAUGCAGGCGACAUCCCUAGCCGAAGCGGUUGAGGCGGUGGCUCGGGGAUUCAUAGCUAAGCUUGGACGGAUCCUAUCAACCGAGCCGGGCAUGUUGGACAAAAUGCAGCCUUUACACACAUAUGGAGUGGAUUCCCUCAUUGCGGUGGAGCUGCGCAACUGGUUCAUGAAAACUGCUAAGGUGGAUGUGUCGGUAUUUCAGAUAUUGAGCGGUUCGUCGGCAAUGGAGCUCGGGCAAUCGGUGGCAGAGAAGAUGCGGAGUUGGGAAUAAUCACAUCAGUCGAAUAGCAGAAAACGAUGAAAUGUUGUAUUCUAGAAGUGGAAUUUGGACCACAAGUCCAAUUGAAAUAUCUCUCACAG
Molecule: messenger RNA, 7871 nt
Organism: Annulohypoxylon maeteangense
Lineage: Eukaryota; Fungi; Ascomycota; Sordariomycetes; Xylariales; Hypoxylaceae
Product: putative polyketide synthase
Exons: 15
Coding region: 1-7782 (2593 amino acids)
Biological process (GO): fatty acid biosynthetic process; secondary metabolite biosynthetic process
Molecular function (GO): phosphopantetheine binding; fatty acid synthase activity; 3-oxoacyl-[acyl-carrier-protein] synthase activity
Source: RefSeq, a predicted model, not a curated record